Molecule: messenger RNA, 1702 nt
Organism: Physella acuta
Lineage: Eukaryota; Metazoa; Mollusca; Gastropoda; Physidae
Source: RefSeq, a predicted model, not a curated record
UCGCAAAGUCACGUGGCAUCUUAUGUAUUGGACGGCCGCUGCUGGCGCGUUUCAUAAUGGACGGCUAAAGGUGAAAAAUUCUUGAUGAUAAUACCAUUUUUUUUCUUCGUUUAUAAGUUUUCGUCAACACACACUUUAACGCUUUGUUGAAAUUCCAAUACCUAGGUCAAAGUAAAAAAAAAUGGUUCCAUUAUUGUUGGUGAUGAUUACCUCUUGUAUAGCUCUUGCUCAAAAAACGCCAUGCCACACGAGCAAAACUGUCUGCGAGGGUUCCGAGACCUUGACCUUGGUCAACAGCCAGCUCUUCUGCUGCGACGCGGGCUACAGCAUCCAGUGGAAAACUGACGUCAUCAACGGCACUUCUAAGACUGACUGCAUCUGCGAGAGGCAGUUUUACGUGACGGACUGCAUAGAAGACGAGGUUCAGUGUCGAGGCGCCACUAGUCUGGCGAUGGACGGUCGGAAAGCGAGGUGCUGUAAAAAUGGCGACAGCAUGACAAGCGCCAGUCGCGUGAUGAUUCAUGGGAUAACGACCACCUGCAAGUGUGUUCGUCAGAUCGAAAACAAAAAUUUCGGCGCUUUUAAUUUGGCGAACACGGCGACCAAAGAGCCCACCAUGAUGGAACAGCUGCAGUAUCUGGGCAGUCUGGGACUACUUCCGGAAGACAUGCAAGCCCAGGUGAACCUGAUGAACCCCAACCAGCGCAGCAGCAGUGGAAUAGGCUCGUGGGCCAUGAGCUUCCUGGAGGGCGUCGCACGCGGUGUCCAGCAAGCCUUGACUCCGAGUAACCAGACUACAGAAACAGGUACAAGCCGUCGAAGCAGACAUCGGGGACUGGGGAGCCCCGGGACAGGCAGCAAUGGACUCCCUGCCCCCCAGCCUUCACCGUCGAUGUCUAGCCCUUCCCAAAUGAUGCCUAGCCCUAAUCCAUCGCCAGUGAUGCCUAGCUCUGGUCCUUCCCAAAUGAUGCCUAACUCUAAUCCUUCACAAAUGAUGCCUAACUCUAAUCCUUCACAAAUGAUGCCUAACUCUAAUGCCUCUCCCAUGAUGGCGCCUAUGUUUGGCAUGCAAGGAAACAGAUUCCAGAGAAGAAUGCGCAGGCCCCAGCAACAACGCAACACUGGAUCUCCGGGAUUUUUCGGACAGAUGUUUAACUCUUUUUUCGGCCAAAAUUCUCAGCCAACCGGAAGUCCCCAGAGCAACUCGGUAUCGUCUGCAAACAACCCGCAAGCUAAUCCCUACAAUUCUAUUUCUGGGCGCAGACCUUAAGGGCACUCCCCGAUGACCUUAGCUGAGGUCCACGACAUCUUAUGGACCUUAGGUCUAUACCCAAAUGACGUAAACUGUGGUCUAUCUUCUAGAAGAUACUCUGAACCCUGGAUCAUUUGGUCCACAAUCAACUGUCUCUAACUUUAAAAGUCUUCGAAUAUUGCAACACUAAUGUCUUUUUAAAAGGACAGAUAGUUUAGUAAGGAAUUUGAGCUAUAAAUUAAAUAUCAUUUUUGUACCUUUUUAUUCGAUGCUAUUUUUGUUUGAUGGUUGUUGAAAUUCCUACAUUAUAGUUAUUAACACAAAGUUCUUCAAAAGUUAUCAGUGUCACAUCUGUUUAUACAUUCUAUUCAUGCUUUAUUCUAUUAUUCCAUAUAUUAGGUUUUCUUAUAAAUUACAGUGUAGUUUUAACAUGCUUGUGUAUAGUUCAUC